AAAAUAUGAAAUUCAUUGUUAAAAAAUUACAGGAGGCAAUCAAUAGAGUGGAGGAAUGGUCUUAUAAAUGGGGUUUUAAGUUUUCGGUAGGGAAGACAAACAUAAUGUUUUUCUCCAGGAAAAGAGUGGGAGAUGAGAUUAAAUUAAAACUUUAUAAACAAGACCUAAAAAGAGUAAAACACUUUAAGUUAUUAGGAAUGUGGUUUGAUGAAAGGUUAACAUGGAAAAUACACAUUCAGAAGGUUGUGGACAAAUGUAAAAAGGUUAUAAAUAUAAUGAGGUGUCUAGUUGGAAAAGAGUGGGGGGCGGAUAGAGUGGCACUAAAGGGUAUAUAUGAUGGUUUAAUUAGAGCAUUUAUAGAUUAUGGGAGUGUGGUAUAUGGGGCAGCAGCAGAGACACAUAUGAAGAAACUGGAAGGUAUACAGAAUCAGGCAUUGCGUUUAUGUACAGGCGGUUUUAAAACAACACCUAUAGCUGCGCUGCAGGUAGAAAUGGGGGUCAUGCCUAUUGAUUUGAGAAGGCUGCAAUUGUCACUGACAUACUGGGUGCAUUUACAAGGACAUAGCAAGGACCAUCCAGUGCAAGACACGUUAAAACCUAGUUGGGAAAAAGAGAAAAAGGAAGUUAGGAAUUUUGGUUGGACAGCAGUGCAGAGGGCAAAAGAAAUUGGAAUUGAAAAGAUACAGUUUAGUCCAACAGUACCAAUAUCAGCACUCCCACCCUGGAUUCUUCCAGAUGCUACAGUAGAUCUGACAAUUCUAGAAAGGAAAAAUAAAGAUAGAGAGUUUGUUUGUAAUGCCAUAAGUGUGCAAGAGUAUAUUGAUAAAUUCUAUGGUUAUGUAAAGAUAUAUACAGAUGGAUCAAAGAGCGCAGAAAGUAAAGUAGGAGUAGCAUUUUGGGUCCCAGAAUUUCAGGUGCGGGUGGGUAAAAGGGUCAAUGAUGAAGUAUCGGUGUAUACAGCAGAAAUGAUUGCAAUAUUAUUGGCAAUACAUUGGGUAGAGGAAAUUAGACCAGUAAGAGUAACAAUAUGUUCGGACUCAAGUUCAGUUCUAACCAGUCUACAGAGCAGUAAGUCAGAUAGCAGGCCGGACAUUCUAAUAGAGAUAAAACAGAUUUUAUAUAGAAUAGAGAUGAUGGGUAUAACAGUGGUGUUUGUGUGGGUACCGGCACAUAUUGGAGUGAGAGGGAAUGAGGUGGUAGAUAAGGUGGCAAAAGAGGCAACAAAAUGUGAAGAAAUUGAAUUACGCAUAAAUAUCAGCAAGAUGGAGGGUAAAAACAUAAUUAAAAGGAAAAUGAAGGAGAAAUGGCAGAAGAGCAGAAGGGAAGAAACCGUAAUAUCACGGUUAAGAUUUGGACAUACAGGGCUAAAUGCAUCGUUGUUUAUGGUUGGAAAACAUGACACAGGGAGGUGUGAUCAUUGUGAGGAGCAGGAAACGGUAGAUCAUGUAAUGAACAUUUGUAGAAAGUAUGAAGUAGAGAGACGACAAAUGCAGGAUAAUUUGGCAGAAAUUAAAGAAAGAUAUGAGUUAGAGAAUAUAUUAAGGAAAAUGUCAGGAGAUAGAUGCUAUAGGCACGUAUUUGGAUAUUUAAAAGAAACAAAUUUGAUAAAGAAAAUAUGAAAUCCGGGUAACUCAGGGUUACAAUAGUAAAUAAAGAUGCAUAAAGAAACCAGUAGGUGGCGGUAAUGCACAUGUUUGUUUGCCAACCGCCAAUA
Molecule: messenger RNA, 1714 nt
Organism: Gadus macrocephalus (Pacific cod)
Lineage: Eukaryota; Metazoa; Chordata; Actinopteri; Gadiformes; Gadidae
Exons: 2
Coding region: 6-1619 (537 amino acids)
Molecular function (GO): nucleic acid binding; RNA-DNA hybrid ribonuclease activity
Source: RefSeq, a predicted model, not a curated record